Cornus florida is the source of this 3092-nucleotide messenger RNA. RefSeq lists its product as uncharacterized. Gene Ontology annotation, molecular function: zinc ion binding. Gene Ontology annotation, cellular component: nucleus. Lineage: Eukaryota; Viridiplantae; Streptophyta; Magnoliopsida; Cornales; Cornaceae. The transcript is spliced from 7 exons. The coding region runs from base 202 to 2436 and encodes 744 amino acids. The record is from RefSeq and is a predicted model, not a curated record.
AUACCCCCAGCUCGGGUUCGAACCGCCUUCCCAACAUUCUUAGAUUAAACAAAAAGACCUUACAAGUUUCAGCUUUCUUUCAUAAUCGAAGCACAUUCCGAAGGCGGUGCAAAGAACUUUUGAUUGCAAAAGAGCGAUAUAUAUAUAUACAUAUAGUGUAUAGACAGUCUAUGAAUUGAAUAGGGAGAGAGAGAAGCAACAAUGGCGGAAGAAUCAGAGAAGAGGUUUCAUGCUGUAAUGGACAAACUCUUCCACGCCCCUCCCAAACCUAGAGCUAAAUCAACAACUUCUUCUACAACAAUAACCAACUUCGCCAGUUCGUCUGGAGUUCAGUUGCCAAGAGGCAAAAAACGCCCAAACAGUAUGGUUGAGAGAUUGCAGAAGUCGUUAGUUUCAGGUGGAUCAAUCCAAACUCCGCUAUGCAGACCAUGGGAUCGAGGGGAUCUUUUGAAGAGGUUGGCUACAUUCAAAUCUAUGACAUGGUUUGCUAAACCUAAGGUAGUAAGUGCUGUAAAUUGUGCUAGGAGAGGUUGGGUCAGUGUAGACGUGGACACUAUUGCCUGCGAGUCAUGUGGGGCUCGUCUCUUCUUUACUACUCCGCCAUCUUGGACACAGCAACAAGUCGAGAAAGCUGCAUUGGUAUUCAGCUUAAAGCUGGAUAAUGGACAUAAGCUACUUUGCCCAUGGAUCGACAAUGCCUGUGAUGAAAGGCUAGCACAGUUUCCGCCUAUGCCAGCUGCUGUCUUGGUUGAUGAGUAUAAGAAACGUUCUUCUGCACUCUUGCACCUUUCAGCUCUUCCUGUGAUUUCAUCUUCAGCCAUUGAUUUCAUGGGAAACCCUCAGUUGGAACACUUUCUCAAAGGAUUGUCAAUUGUAGAGUUCAGCAACGGGUCUGCUGACACUUCUCAAACAGAAUACCAUGUAAAUGAAUGUGAUAUGGAAUCUUCUGUCUCGUAUUAUCAGGCACAAAAGCUCAUAAGUUUAUGUGGCUGGGAACCUCGCUCACUACCUUAUCUUGUUGAUGGCAAGAACCAACAAAAUCAUUGUAGUAAAGAUCUCAGUCAUUCGGAUUCAUCCCGUACGGUUUCUAGUGGACAGAAUCUUAGUAUUACUGUCUAUUCUUCUGAAGCCAACCCGGUUGAGGCAAAUGACGAUCCAAUGGCUUCUAGCGGAGUACAGUCUGAUCCGAAGUCUGUUGUUUUAGAUUGUAGACUUUGUGGAGCAUGUGUUGGAUUAUGGUCUUUCUCUACAAUUUCACGACCUGUGGAGUUGUUCAGAUUAGUGGGAUAUUCAGAAGUCAAUGGUGAAAAUGGUUCUACUCAUCACAGAGAUCUUGUUGAUUGUAUAGGCAGGACUCCUGGAGUCAAUGGUUUAGGCAAUGAGACUUGUAAUGAAACCAGAGAAGGCAUACUGAAUACUGCUACAACUCUUUCCACAUCAGUAAAUAAUAGACCAUCAAAUUUGAAUUUGACAAUUGCUGGGGGUCCUCCACCAACAAAGCAGAACUUCAGAGCAAUGAUUUCUUUACCUGUUAUAGGGCGAAAUUUGAGAGCUCGAAUUUCAUCCGGUUCAGAUUUUAGAGAUCAUCUGUGUGUAAAGAAUUCGUUUCAGGGAGGUAAAAAUAACGCAGAAAAUGCUCUUACUGGUCAAGGUUUUGUGCCAGAACAGGUGGAGAUGUUACAGGACGAGAGAUAUGAUGAUAGACAUUGUACUUCUACAAGCACGCUUAGAAAUGAGAAUGACUGUCACAUGUCACUGAAUGGAACAGAUAGUGGUGGACAGGAGUUCCCUGAAACCUCUACACCAGACUUCCUUGCUGAGACAUCAAUACCAAAAUCUUCAGAUUCAGUUGAAGGUUCUGGCAAAGAAGAUGACUUGCCAGAAAAUGCAGAAAAUGUUGGAACAGUUAAUCAAGCAGUAGGAAAUCUUAGUUGUUCUCAAGUUGGAGAUUCUACUAUUACAGCCUCUGAUGAUCACUUCCCCAUCACAAAUUGGGAAAUUAGUGAAAAUGACACAUCAAUGGCGGUUGAGCUUGUAAAUUGCUAUCUUCAAGAGGAUCCAGGAACUGAUACGGUGUGCAAUGCGCAAGCUGAUUGCAGGCAUAGUAGUGCAGUCAAGGCCAAUUUGCAGCAGGCAAACAAUGAUGUGGCUUGUUGCAUAGGGAAGAAUCCAGAGCAAGCACCAUUAGAUGAUGCAAUAGUUUUUGAUCCAAUCAUGCAGCACAGACAUUUUUGCCCCUGGAUUGCAUCAGUUGACAAUGCAGCACCUGGAUGGCAACAAACACUGUAUGCUUUACAACGUCAGAAGGAGUUUUCUUGUCCUUCAUCCAAAGAUGCUCCAUCUUCUUCUUUGAUUGAGGUGGAUGAUCCCGUUUCUUCAAUCAAAAAGCUUUUCAUGUCUCCAUCUGCAAAAAAAGUGAAGCUGACUCAUGGUUGAAGCUGAAAACUGUAACUGAGUUCAGGGGAUAUCAGAAGAUGGUCCCAUGCAUGUUUAGAAUGGGAGUCCUAAACAGUAUAAUUCUUUUGCUCAGAGACACUGAAGAGGUACUCCCAUUGGAAGCUUAUAAGUUGCAUCUUUUUCGUUUUCAUUUUUGACAAGCCCAGGGCUGUAACUACUGUUUUUGGCCUGUUGUAAUAGCAGUGCACGCAUUGCUAAAAAACUGCGCGAGUUAAAGCUUACAUAUCGUAACAUUAUAGUGAGGCUUUUUGAAUAACGGAGUGCAUUCUCUCUCUUAUAAAUUUAGUCUCUUAGAACAUGAAAGAAUAGAUAGGGUUUUGAACUGCUUUCUGUGUCGUUCCAACAAGCUUUUGGAUAAAGGUCGGUUGAAGCUUCUCUUUGCUAAGUUUGGAUUCGCUCCAUUUACCAUAAAAAAGAAGGGAAAAGAAAAAAGUUCGGAUUCACUCCAUCUGUUUAUGUUUUAUGUAAUUCCAUGAUCUCUGUUAGUCUUUUUCUUCCAGAACUAAUACCAGCCCACAAAAAAGAAGUUGUAUCUAACCUCUAUAUGCACUUGUGGGUUAAUGAUUAUUCAUUUAUUGAGUUGAGUCCAAUAUCCAUUUUCUCCAAACAAUAAUAUGGAUUUAAUUUUUUUAUCA